AAAGCGGUAGCCAGUGCUCCGUAGCCGUAAUAGGACGUAGUGGGGUUAACUUAUUCCUUGUUAGUUAACGGAAAAUAGGGUCGAUGAGUCUGUGACGGUAUUGUGACUGACAUGCGCGACUUGCAGCCUUGCAGCCUCUCUUCUCUUUUCUUCCACCCAAAAUCAAGUACUCCAAGCUUAUCUGCCUCCCUCGACACAGUACGAUUACCCUGCCUCUCGCCUCUCCAUAACUACAAAUAUGAGCAUCCCAAAAUUCCAAUCAUGAUCGAGUCCUCGAGUUCUUCCCUCAAUCCCCGACCCGCCGUUGCAUCUUGCAGAAACUCAAGGCCGGGCGAAAACAGCAGGCAUGCAGACAUGGUUGACGUGGUCUUCGUCUCGUCUCGUCUUCUCACACUGCCUGGCACCCACUGUGCCACUGCAGUAGUUGAUUCCCGUUCGCCUCCGUUGUUUUGACUACUGAAGAACUCUUGGUACCAUGGACCUCGGAUCGAGAUCUCCCAUCCAGUUCCGCCAGAUGAUUCGAUCUGGAUGUCGAAUUAUCCCUCAUGACCCAUGCAACCCAAAUUC
This is a messenger RNA of Aspergillus fijiensis CBS 313.89, 567 nucleotides long. RefSeq lists its product as uncharacterized. The transcript has a single exon. The record is from RefSeq and is a predicted model, not a curated record. The coding region runs from base 112 to 453 and encodes 113 amino acids. NCBI's taxonomy places the organism in Eukaryota, Fungi, Ascomycota, Eurotiomycetes, Eurotiales, Aspergillaceae.